AUGAGUGAGGAGUCGGAGGAGAAGUUGAUUGAUGGGAACAAUGAUGUGGAUCCUCAGUUAUGGCAUGCUAUUGCUGGAGGAAUGGUUCAAAUUCCACAAGUUAACUCUAAGAUCUUCUACUUCCCUCAAGGUCACGCGGAGCAUGCGUAUGAACCAGUUAAUUUUAGUGUUGACGUCAAAGUUCCAUUUUUCAUUCCAUGUAGAGUUGCAGCUAUUCAUUAUAGGGCUGAUCCUGACACAGAUGAAGUGUAUGCAAAACUCAGGCUUGUUCCUUUGCAUAUAAGCGAGGCUGGUUUUGAUGACGGCUGUGUUGGUGGCGUCGAUGAUAUGUCUGAGACUAAGAAUAAAUAUCAAUCUUAUACGAAAACCUUGACACAAUCUGAUGCGAACAAUGGUGGUGGAUUCUCUUGUCCUAGGUAUUGUGCAGAAACACUUUUGCCUCCAUUAGACUAUUCAGGUACCCCUCCUUCUCAGUACAUUUCUGCCACGGAUGUUCAUGGCCAGACGUGGGAAUUCAAACAUGUUUAUAGGGGCACGCCGAAGCGGCAUCUUUUAACAACCAACUGGAGUGAUUUUGUAACCGACAAGCUACUUGUUUCGGGGGAUUCACUUGUGUUUUUGAGGGCUGAAAACGGUGAUCUUCAUAUUGGAAUUCGAAGGUCUACAAGACGAAACGAAAUUGGAUUUAACCCUUCAUCCAAGAGGAAACCUGGUAGUGAAAUUGGAAUCCGUAUUGGUCCAUCAUACUUGGGACUUACCUCGUCUUCGGGGGAGAAAGAUAAUAAACUUCAAAAGAAUGAUAAAGAAAAAGGAUUGAAAAUAAGUGAUAAGAUUAUGGGUAGGGGAAAAGUGAAGGCUGAAGAUGUUAUUGAAGCAGUAAGACUUGGUGUAAAUAUGCAACCGUUUGAUGUGGUUUACUAUCCUCGGGUUGGUACUCCCGAGUUUUUUGUGAAAACCUCUUCAAUUAGAACAGCACUUCAGAUUAGGUGGUGUUGUGGAAUGAGGUUCAAGAUGGCCUUUGAAACUGAAGACUCGUCAAGGAUAAGUUGGUUUAUGGGAACAAUUACUUCAGUUCAGGCUGCUGAUCCAGCAUGGCCUGACUCUCUUUGGAGACUUCUGCAGGUUACAUGGGAUGAACCUGAGUUACUUAAAAAUACGAAAAGGGUGAAUCCGUGGCAAGUGGAAAUAGUAUCGCACAUGCCUUCAAUCCCUUUUUCCUCUUUCUUGCCACCAUCAAGGAAGAAACUGAGAUUGUCUCAAUACCCAGAUUACCCUAUUGGUGGCCAAUUUUCAAUGCCAACUUUUCCAAACUACAUUCAAACUCCAAAUGUUCCAAUUUUUCAUUUACCAAAAACUAGUCCUGCUGGUAUGCAGGGAGCCAGGCAUGAUCCUUUUGGUGUCUCUUUAUCAGACAUUCACAUCAAUAAGUCUCCAUUAGUUUUCUUUAAGCCUAAUUUCCAACAACCAUUUGAUCCUAAUGCUACAACAUCAAUGAUGGUCCCAAGUAACACUGUAUUGCAAAAGGCAAACAACAGUGUGAAUGUUUUGUGCUCACCAUCAGAGAAUCGGGAUCAUGCAAAACCGGCCCAGAUUGUGCUUUUUGGCAAAACCAUAAGGAUCGCCCCCGGAAAUGAAAAUGCUGUGAAUAAAAUCACUAAUAACUUUUCUAAUCUUCUACAAGCCCCGCCAAAACAAUCCACUGGUGAGAGGCUCGAAUGUAAUCCCAAGAACCAAUGCAUAAAAGAAACUUUGGCAGGAGAAACAUUGGAGAGUGAACAUUCAGGUAGGAAUUAG
Molecule: messenger RNA, 1794 nt
Organism: Vicia faba (fava bean)
Lineage: Eukaryota; Viridiplantae; Streptophyta; Magnoliopsida; Fabales; Fabaceae
Source: the annotation of a GenBank genome assembly